GCUGUGUGUCGCGGCCAGGAUGAGACAGCAUGAGACUCCUCGCCCUGUUUGUGUGCCUGUCAGUGGGCUGCGUCGCUCAGAGACCAAAACAAUGCACAUCCCCUCCACUGCUGACCGGAGGCCUGUCUGUGUCCUCCCAAAAUGAGAAGCUGUUGGCUUUUGCUAAGUACAGCUAUGAUGCACUGAGACAGCGCAUCCGCCUCACAGAGUCUGGGGUUUACAGAAAUAAGACCUUCCAGCUUGAUGUACUACUCCUCUACAGACAGCGUAUUAUGUAUAAGAUUAACUCCAAGAACCAUACAUGCUGCAAGAGGCCUCUGGAUGUGAACUUCCACCCGCUGGCGAUCCCACAGAACGCUUCCCUGCUGGCACAGGUUGUGUUGGGCAGCUCCUCCGGCCCGGGACAGGGAGUCCUGGUCAACACCUGGGUGGGAGAGCAGCAGAUGAAUGAGGGGAAAGCAAAGUACAUGAGCACUGUCACCGAAUUUGGAUGUAUUCCUGUCAGCACCCUGUUUCACACCAGAAGAAAUGGAUGGAUGGUGACCAGCUUUUUUAACAACAUUGUCGGAAUAGCUGACCCUCUGCAGCUCAUCCCUCCACCUUUCUGCAAGGACGCGCAGCUGGAGGAAGAGGACGGACAGGGCCCAGCGACCUUCUUUAGCGUGUUUUAAAACACAAGGCUAUACUUUAAAAUGUAUUGUGCAUUGUGACUGUACACAACUCUGUGGUUUAAAUUGAUGCCAUUUUUCAAUCAGCUUUAAAUAGUAAGUUUGUUGUGGGUUUAAUAUUCUUUAAUAUUUGUAUAAACAACAGAUUAAGUA
Paralichthys olivaceus (Japanese flounder) is the source of this 821-nucleotide messenger RNA. RefSeq names its product ependymin-like. Gene Ontology annotation, biological process: cell-matrix adhesion. Gene Ontology annotation, cellular component: lysosome; extracellular region. Gene Ontology annotation, molecular function: calcium ion binding. Lineage: Eukaryota; Metazoa; Chordata; Actinopteri; Pleuronectiformes; Paralichthyidae. The record is from RefSeq and is a predicted model, not a curated record.